UUGGCUGGACAUCCCGGAAUAGCGCCACAAUAACACCCAGGAUUUCGGUGGGAAAUUUUCCAGUGUGCCAUUUUUUGUAAUGUAAUUGCAUCUCUUGUUGAUCGUAUGCAAGUAUGAAAGUGAAUCGUUACUGAGCAAUACAUUUGAAUUCUGGGACUUUUUAGGGGGGUUGACGGGGGGGAAAAGUUUACCCCCUAUUGUUUGCUCGCUCGCUAGCAGGGGCAAUCGGACGCGUUUCUCGUGGUGAAAGUACUCAUUUUCUCUCCCGAAUGUAUGUCUAUUAAGUUACGAUUAUCGUAUACCCACCCUAAAGGCGUUUAUUAAAUUUAAAAGUGUCCACUAUGCCCGAAAUCAAACUCCAGCACGUCGUAUCGUGCAGCACAGAGGACAAUACUCACAAAGCGGACAACCUGCUGAGUUCGGACACGUACAGAAAGUGGAAAGCUGCCCGAGCUGGAGAGAAGCAGACGUCAGUCAUUCUGCAGUUUGAAAAGGAGGAGCAGGUACACAGCAUUGACAUUGGAAAUGAAGGCUCUGCAUUCGUGGAGGUACUGGUGGGGAACUCAUCAUCUGUCAGAGAUCAGGACUACGAGGUGCUGCUGGUCACAUCGUCCUUCAUGUCGCCCACGGAAAGCCGCAACGGCACCAACAUGAACAGGGUGCGCUUCUUCGGACCCGGACAGCUGCAGAAGAGCACGGCGCAGGAGAAGUGGGACCGGGUGAAAAUUGUCUGCAGCCAACCUUAUAGUAAAAACAUAGCGUAUGGCCUGGCCUUCAUCAAGUUUCAUUCUCCCCCGGACAAAAACGACCCUCCAGUUACAUCCCCGAAAUUGACCAAGCUGGGUCAGUUCCGGAUGAAAGAAGACGAUCCCGCCUCAGGCUCCGGCAUUCAGCCUGGCAGUCUUUUCUUCAGCGCCAAGUCCAAUACUUCCCCCAAAGCGUCGCCGCAGAGUAACAAGUUGAGCUACGCCGCCGCUGCCUUGCAAGCUGCUGGCCCCUCCGCCUCAGCAAGCCUCUCGCCGUCACCUUCCACCUCGCCGCAGGCACCCGCAAAGAAAAAGUUUGAGUUCAGCAAAGAGCGUCACUCGGCUCCCGGCCCUCCUCCCGCCAAGAAAAGCACCCCGGGAAGCUCGCCGGAAUUCAAACCCGCAACUCCCAAAGUCAAAACGACCACGCCAAGCCCAGGCGCUUCCAAAGCAAAGGCGUCUGCCGAAAAGAAGUGUGAGAGUUUGCCCAAAGCCAAAGAGGAGCCGUCCAAAGGCGUGAAGAGUCCCGAGCAAGUGCCCUUCAAGCGCAUCAUGGAGGGCGUGGUGUUUGUACUCAGCGGCUUCCAAAACCCCUUCAGAGGCGAGCUGAGAGAGAAGGCCCUGGACAUGGGAGCCAAGUACCGGCCCGACUGGACGCCCGACUCCACGCACCUCAUCUGUGCCUUCGCUAACACCCCCAAGUACAGCCAGGUGAAGUCAGCGGGCGGCAUGAUCGUGCGCAAGGAAUGGGUAAUGGACUGCCAUAAAAGGAAAGAGAAACUCUCCUCCAAGAGUUAUUUGAUGGAUGACGCAGAAUCAAGCUCAGAGAGCGAAAUGGAAAUUGACGACCAGAGCGAGGAGGAAGCCAGCGCAAAGACGCCGCAGAAGCAGUCGAGACCAGCGACUCCCAAAAUGGAGGCAGAGACGACGUACGUUGAUGAGUAUGCCGGCUCCACUGAUGUGGACGACGAACCAGGUGCUCACGAGGACUCUGCAGCUGAUACAGAGGACGAACUUGAGAGGGUGGAGAGCGAGAACAGACAGAAGACGACAAAAGCGGUCAAACAGGAAGAGGAUCCCUACGCCGGCUCCACGGAUGAGAACACGGAUGCAGAGCAGGAGCAGGAUCACCCCAUCCCGGAGCUUCCUGACUACCUGAACGGGAAGCACUUUUUCCUCUAUGGGAAGUUUCCCAAUAAUGAGAGACGACUACUGACGCGCUACAUCACCGCCUUUAAUGGCGUUCUGGAGGACUACAUGUCGGACACGGUGCACUUUGUGGUGACCGGCGAAGGAUGGGACGACUCUUUUGAGGACGCGCUGAUGGACAACGGCAACCUGAACUUCGUCAAGCCAGCUUGGAUCUAUGCCAUCAACCAGCGUCAGAAGCUGCUGCCCUACCAGCCGUACACUGUGGUGCCAUGAUAAAGGAAGACAUCGUUUUGUUUUUUGUUCAUCUCUUUUUGAUGUUUUCAUGAAGUUGGUUUUGUUACUUUUAGAUGAUUCAUGCUGCCUGAUGACAUUUUAGUGUAAAGGUCAGCCAGCAUAAACUUUUUUUAUUUGUGUUUUUUUGGUGGGAGGGGAAGUAUACUUAAUUUGGCUGUCUCCGACAAUACCUGUGCAGAAUUCGUCCCGGCUGCUGUGCUGCGAUUAUCAGCGGCACUGAUAAGACUUUUUUUAUGAGGCUUCCUUAAAGUCAGGUGCAAGGUCCCCAGUAAAUCAGCAUUUUUUCCCUCCACUUUUAUACGAGAUGAUAGUUUAAAAUGUGAUAAAAGUGGCUUUUGUAAUACUUUUUUUUGUUAUUGCUCGCAAGAGACGAGUCAAGCUCAACAUGAAUGAAGCCAUCUCGCGUGUCUAAACAAUUUGGCAAAAUAAACCAUGUCGAUUUUCAGGUAAA
Molecule: messenger RNA, 2643 nt
Organism: Syngnathus acus (greater pipefish)
Lineage: Eukaryota; Metazoa; Chordata; Actinopteri; Syngnathiformes; Syngnathidae
Gene: xrcc1
Product: X-ray repair complementing defective repair in Chinese hamster cells 1
Exons: 17
Coding region: 342-2171 (609 amino acids)
Biological process (GO): double-strand break repair via nonhomologous end joining; single strand break repair; base-excision repair
Cellular component (GO): nucleus
Molecular function (GO): damaged DNA binding
Source: RefSeq, a predicted model, not a curated record